Messenger RNA from Xiphophorus hellerii (green swordtail), 743 nucleotides. Its product is annotated as myelin-oligodendrocyte glycoprotein-like. Gene Ontology annotation, biological process: regulation of cytokine production; T cell receptor signaling pathway. The record is from RefSeq and is a predicted model, not a curated record. The coding region runs from base 113 to 610 and encodes 165 amino acids. NCBI's taxonomy places the organism in Eukaryota, Metazoa, Chordata, Actinopteri, Cyprinodontiformes, Poeciliidae. Gene Ontology annotation, molecular function: signaling receptor binding. The transcript has 3 exons. Gene Ontology annotation, cellular component: external side of plasma membrane.
CACACACACAAAUGAAACAGAAAGUAUUAUUUCACUUUUUGACUCGACGAUAUCUCGGCCAUUUCCACUACUUAUCAAAUCUUCAUUAAAUACUUAAAAGAAAAUCAGAAAUAUGCUCUUCAUCAGACAGGAACACAUCAUGAGAUGUUUUCUGGUUCUCUUCUGGCUGAUCAGUUUACUGCCCGUCUCAGAUCAAGGAAAAUAUCAUCUUGCUGUUCCUGAAGAGCCAAUAAAGGCACAAGUGGGAUCCAACGUUGUUCUACCAUGUCUUGUGAAGCCCCCAGUUAACGUGAGAGGCGCUACAGUCGAGUGGAUGUUCGACUCCAGUAAAACUGUUCACUUGUUUCGCAGUGGAGAUGAUCACCGAGAAUCUCAAGACGACAGAUACAAAGAUCGAACUUAUCUCAACCAUGCAAUGCUUGAACAUGGUGACGUUUCCCUCAAGUUGUCCAACGUAACUAAGAACGAUGAAGGGAUUUACACCUGCUUUGUUCACCGUCUGCCUGAUCAUAAUAAGCCAGAAAAGAGACAUGUUACUCUGAUUGUUGAUGAUGGAAAAGAAAAUGAAAACCCAGACAAACAUUCUGGAGGUAAAUAUCUUAACAACUGAUAAUCAGAUGUUUCUGGCACAGCGACUGUGACUCAGUGGAUACAGUUGUUGUCUUCCUGUUUCCCCUGAUCACAUGUUGAUGUGCCCUUGGGCAAGUCAGAUAACUCCUAAAUACCUAUUGAUCUGCAUAUAG